AUGCUGCCCUUCCUGAUACCCUCGGCUGCGCUGGCGCGUGCUUCCUCGCAGCUCGCUCGAAGGAGCCGGAUGCGCUUAUCGCAGCAAGUGUACCUGCCCAGUAGAUCUUCGUCGAGCUCCAUUAUCACGCAAAAUGUCUCCAAGACUGCUCGCCAUGAUCAGGACGCUGAGCAUCAAGAUGACGGAUCUGCGAGUCCGCCCCGUCCUCAUCGUGACAACACGGCCUUCACACAUUUCUUCGACAAACGGACACCCCCUCUUGCGUCCUCUCCUACUCUCGCACCAGCUAAAGCAAAGGCAUCUCACGAGAUCGUUUCAGCCUCUCGCGAUGCUGUCACCGCCUUCCGGAACGCCAUAAGCACUCGUGAGCCAGCUGCCAUCAUCGAAGCGUAUCAACUUCUCAUGCAAGCCCAUCACGCACAUGCUCAACACAUCCGGGGUGCUUCCUCACGUUUCGUUGAUAUUACCGAUAUUGGCUUUCCCAUCCGUAAGGCCGACAUUCAGACGGCCAUCCGACACAUGGUCAAGCAUGCGCAGAGAGAGGGUCACAUGACUCCUCGACUCUUCCAUGUGUGCCACCAGAUGUAUCGAGACAUGUCCCAGCAAUUCGGGUUUCGCAUCGCUCCAACAGAUCUGCAUCGGCAUUUGCAGACAUUCUGCCUGUCUGAUAACCCCACAAUGCACCCCUGCGUUGCUUUCGACCAGCUGCGUGCGAAUCACCCCGAAUGGCGGCCUAACUCUUCCGAAUGGGGUAUGGUCAUCGCGUAUCUUGAACGGCAUCGGUCGUACAUUCAUGCACUCAAGCUAUGGACGGAUGCGCUAGAAUAUGGUGUCGAGCCAGAGGAUCCGCUCCGUGAUACUAUGAUAAAGGUCUUCCUAGCCGUCAACAACAAAACAGAAGCUGAUGCCCUGCGCCAACAACUCAGCCAGCACGAGGCACACCUUGACAUCGAUACUCUCACCUCAGCUGUCGAAGACCUUUGCCAAGCCGUUUCUCAACUCAAACAAUCAGACCCGGAGCUGAUGAGCGAACUACGCACCCAUGCAAUGAAUCUGCAAAAAACGAUGGACUCAAACACCGAACUUGCCACACUCUCUUCGGCUUGGAAGGCUUUGUUGCGGUACGAGGCCAUCGUCGCCGGACCGGCGCACGCUCUGCAAACGGCCCGACAAGCGUGGAAACCUGGUCUGUUUGACUCCGAAACUCUGUCUCUGCUGUUGCGCUUGCACGAAGACGAGCUCAACGACCUCCAGAGCAGCGACGACGCCCUCGAGCUCUUGGACCGCAUCCAGUCCGCCUGUGAUCCGAAGCGUACGACACAGCCAGACGAUCAGUGUUAUAGCAUUCUCAUACAAGGUCUUCUGAACUCCUCCGGCUCUAAGGCAGAAGAUGCCUGUGCUCUCGAUCAAGACGGCAAUCUCGUACCUGAUGAGGACGGCGACAGAGGCCGCUCCACGUGCGGUCUACCCUCUCCCAACCAGAUUCGUGAAGCACAACUGCUGUACGACCACGUACGGGCCCUGGGCAUGCCUCCCACGCCUGUGCUGGCGAUGCCGCUGCUCACUGCGUACUGCGAAGCAUUCCUUCCGUCGCUACACUCAGCUAUGAAGCUCGUCCGAGAUGUGCUGGAAUAUGGAACUCCUUCAAGCCUGUCUGCUCGCAAGACGACUACCUCGACACGUCGCAAAACGUCCCGCUCCUGCUCCUCUGCUGUCGGUAUCUCGACCGUCCGACCUGUAAUCGACGCAUGCAUCAAGCUCAAAGAUCUUGCGUGCGCACGCGAUCUGCUCUCUCGACUACACGAGGCCGGAAUCGCCCUCGAACCCGCCCACAAACUCGAACUCAUGCGUCGACUGAUUGGCAUUACCACAUCAUGGACCCAGGCUUUUCAAGUCUACCGCACAGUCUCGCGCUUUCCCACACUGACCUCCUCGGGAACACGAUCCGAGGGAGGUCUGGACGAACGCGGCUACAUCUCGCUGCUCCAGAGCUUGCGUGCGCUCACCUUUACCGAUUCUCAGAACUCCACUGUCCUCCCCGCUCCACCGGAAGAAUUGCUUGGAAUCGUGCAAGACAUGCGUGCUGCAGGCCACCGACCCUCUUGUGCGAUCUACACGUCGAUCCUCGACUAUUACGCCAAGACCGCGCAGCCGAGCUUUCUGGGUGUGCAGUUGACGCACGAGAUGCUGAAACAGGACGAAGGGCUCGAACCGGAUCUGCCGCUGAUCAAUGCGCUGAUGAAUGCCUAUAAUCGUGCUGACGAACCGGCGAUGGUGUUGGCGAUCUGGGACAGUCUGAUGGCAACAAGGCAAGAGAUCGAUGGUGUCACGCUGUCGGUCUUCUUUGACACUGCAGGCCGGCACGGGUUGCUGUCGUUGGCAAGAAGGGCGAUCAGCACCGUGCGGAGGAUCGAAGCCCAGGGAACCGAGGCACGCGGCCGGUCGGCAAUGACCAAAGGUGCGUGGGAUUCGUGGCUGGAGUGUCUCGCUCGAUGUGGACGGUUGGAGGAGGCGAUCGAGCUGGCAUUUGGAGAGAUGAGAAAGACUCUCUUCCGGGAAGCCAUCGACGCACAUGAUCUGGACGAUGCUGCGGAUGGAGAGGCAGCUGUGCCAGUAGCUUUGCUCACAGUCAAGUCGAGCCAGACGCCGGUGAAGGAUCGACGUGGACAGGUGGUCGGUCCAGACGCAAAGACCAUGGGCACGUUGUUACGGUUUGCUGCUCGCGAGAGGGAUCGUAGACAGAAGCGGGUUAUGGGUAGCUUGUUUCCGGGUGCCACGUCGGAAGAUUCGCGGGGGAGAGGCACUUCCAUCUGGCACACGCUUCGUACAAGGAUCCGUGAAGAACUCAGCUGGCUCUAUCCUCAGGUCAAGCACAUUGGCGAAAACACGCCUCUCUAG
Sporisorium graminicola is the source of this 2898-nucleotide messenger RNA. RefSeq lists its product as uncharacterized. Bases 1 to 2898 code for a protein of 965 amino acids. Lineage: Eukaryota; Fungi; Basidiomycota; Ustilaginomycetes; Ustilaginales; Ustilaginaceae. The transcript has a single exon. Gene Ontology annotation, molecular function: protein binding. The record is from RefSeq and is a predicted model, not a curated record.